GGCGCGCGUGUCUGCCAUUCUUGACGUCCGCCAGGUGUUCGGUGGAGAUCGAAGCUCACAGGAGAUACUGUGCCACAUUCUCAUGGACCACGACAUCGUACGUCGCGAUGGCGAGGACCCCAUCGUGCCGGCCUUCGACUCGCCGCUGUGGGAGAGGCUCCCGGACGUCCCCCGCAGGAACGCGAAGAGUCGGCUCGCGGGCUUCUACGCCAGUGGUGUGACUGGCAGCGACUGCCCCGUGGAGGCCAUCUCGCAGGACUUCGGGCAGGUGUGUGCUGGGAGACAUCGCUUCCCAGUGAUGCGCACCGACCUGGCGGCCCUGCAGCGCCGCUGGUGCGGCGGCGAGGACCUGCUGUUCAAGGCGGACUGCACGGCCCACAUCGUCGCCCUGUACCGGGCCCUCGAAAACCCGCUGGCGCCGGUGGACCAGCGCAGCGCGCUGCAGCUCGUCUGCAACCCCAGGCCCACCCAGGGCGGGGCCGUGCAGUACGAGCUGUUCGCUUCGCCUUUCAACGCGCGGGUGGAGAACGGCAGGUUCGCCUCCCGCUGGCCCCACGUCGAGGCGCACUUUGGCAGCGCGGGCUCGUACCCCGCAGUCCUCGACAUUUUCCCAGAAGACGCCGUCGUCGGCGUGAACCCGCCUUUCUCCGACGCGUACCUCGAGCACGUCGUGGGCCAGUCGCUGGAGCGCAUCGUGAGCCGCUUUCGCAAGGUGCACCUGUGGGUGCCCAUACGGGAGGCUCCCUGGCGGUCCCAGCUGCACCGGCUGCGGGGCGCCACCUUCGUCAACCGGUUCUGGGACGCGACGGCUCUGAAGGAGCGCCCCAUAGGCCAGCAGGUGCUGUACUGGGAGGGCAGCGAGCUGGCCAACGCGUGAGAGCCGCGGGUGCGUGCGCUGGGGCUCCUAACCUCUGCCACCUUCCUCGCCACCUUGUCCUCUUACA
Molecule: messenger RNA, 944 nt
Organism: Prorocentrum cordatum
Lineage: Eukaryota; Dinophyceae; Prorocentrales; Prorocentraceae
Source: the annotation of a GenBank genome assembly